UCAUUUGCACAGCGUGCUAGUUUCGCGCCAGCAUUUUCGCGGGGAGUGACAACUACACUGUUAAUCGGCGAGAAAUGAAACACCCCAAAUAAGAUAAUAUCGGUUAUACUUGCAGUAUAUUUGUGGCGUUUAUGGUAUACUUUUAUUUGAUCGUUUGUAUUCUAUCAGGAGUACUAAGCCCUAGGUGUGAGAGGAACCAGGAUGAUGGCGACAGUGCCCCUGACUAGCUCCAGUCUCCUCCCUCUGCUGGAAUCUCUGGAGGAUAUCACAGCCGGACAGCCGGAGCAGACAGACGCCUACCUCACCAUUGUCAAUCGUCUCAGUGGGGAUGACGGAACACACUUUCUCCCUGCCGUUGUAAAGAACUUUUCACGUUUGGGUAAAACUUUCCAGACCCAUAUCUCCAGUCAGAAUGCAGAGCUGAGCCAGGCUGCACUACAGGCUCUGGGAUUCUGUGUGUUCCAUGCCCAUGUCGUCUCAGCUAUCCCAGCUAAUUUUGCAGAGGAGCUACUGUCAGCUCUUUCCUCUCUGGUGGUGAAGUCUACAGACAAGAACACAUGCACCAGAGCAUUAUGGGUCAUCUCCAAGCAGAACUUCCCUCCAGAGGUGGUGGCCAAGAUGGUUCCAGAGAUUCUGAGGACCCUGGAGUGUGUACGGACUAGAGAAGACAUCCAGUCUGUUGUCAUGGAGCAUGAGUCGUUGAAUGUUAUCAUAAGGUUGCUGGACCAGGCUCCAGCCGAGAUGGGUGAGCACGCAGUGCAGUGGGCCAAGCUGGUCAUCCCUCUGGUGGUCCACUCAGCCUCUAAAGUGCGCCUGCGGGCAGCAGCAGCCCUGGAGAUGGGUCUGCCUCUACUAAUGGAGAAACAGAAAGAGGUGUCAGCCAUCAUAGAACCCAUCAUGUCCUCAAAACUCAUCCCAGAGCUCCAGAAACUGUUCUCUACGAAGAACGAGACCAAUGUUCUGAAACUCUGGCCGUUGUUUGUCAGGCUCCUAGGGAAGCUGCUCCAUAGAGGUGGUCCCUUCAUCAACUCCCUGCUUGGCCUGGAGGAACUGGGCUUCCGUAGCUCCUCCCCCAACAUAAAGAAGAUCGCCUUCAUCGCCUGGAAGAGCCUCAUAGACAACUUUGCCCUCAAUCCAGAGAUCCUGUGCAGUGCCAAGCGGCUAAAGUUGCUGCUGCAGCCCCUCAGCUCCAUCCAGGUGAGGACUGAGGCCCUGCUGCUCACCAAGCUGGAGGUCUGGUGGUACCUGGUGGUCAAACUGGGACCCAACCUGCCUGCACACUUUGAACAGGUUGGUGUUCCUCUCCUCCAGUGCACCCUGGGCACUGACUCUACCUUCCCAACUACUCCUGCCCGGAGCUCCAUUCAGGGCAGUGCUGUGGGGACCAGUACACACAAAACUGGCGCCCCAGCCUUCUCCAGCCCAACGGUGAUGCCCCGUCUGAGCCUGAACUGCAGUGUGGUGGCGGGCCAGGCCUACCCCUCUAUACAGCUGCUGGGAUUAGAGAUGCUGCUGCACUACUUCAUGGGGUCAGAGGUCACCAUCGCUGCUGCCAAGAACCAACUGACGCUCAGCCUGGAACCUCUGGUUCACCCCUUCCUGUCCAGCCCCCCCUCCUUCACCAAGCACGGCUCUUUGCUCAUCUCCGCAGUCCGCGACAGCUUCAUCUGCAUCGGCAAAGACGCCCCAGAUGCCUUGCUUGCCCUUAUAUGGAGGAACCUUGUCAGUUUCAUAAUCGCAACAAUUGAUGCUGGAGGUGGCUCGGAGUGUGGAUGUGAGGAAUUGAGGAAAGGCAACUUGAGAAAACGCCCUGGUGUCUUCAAACGUCUAUCCUCCUGUCCCUUGUACCUUUGUUAUGUGACAGCUGGCCAUAAGAAAGAGCGCCAGGGCUCUGAGGUCCUCCCCCUGUUACUACAGGCUCUACAGAGCAUCAUCUCCUCAGAGGCCCUCCCUGCACACAGGGCUCUGAGUCUGCUGGAAAUGACAGUAAAGGGUAUCCCUCAAAGGAUACUGGGAUCUGCCUCUUACCAAGUGGGCAAAAUGGAUCUUUUGAACGGAACCCCGGCUCUGUUCCUGGUUCUCCUGUUCUACAACAGCAGUCUGGUGGCAGGCUUCGUAGAGGAUGAGAGGUUUUUCCUGUGUUUAGAGACCCUAGUGAGCUGUGGUCUCUCAGGCCUCACGUCCCCUCUGGCAUUUGGGGAGGCGGUCCUGGGGGCGGUGGGGCGCAGCGCGGCGACUCUGGGAAAUAAGGAACACCUGUGGAGGAUGUGGAGCGUGGUGGUCAACCCACUGACUGUUACCAUCACACAGACCAAUGAGGUGAACCAAGGGGACGCUCUGGAGCACAAUUUCAGUGCUGUUCACACUGCCCUGAUGUUCCCCAUCACACACCUGCUACCUGGCAAGGCCCUGCCACAGACGACCCAGAAGUCCAUGCUGGGUAUGUGGUCCAGGCUGUAUAAGGUGUUUGCCUGCUGCUCUGCCCUGGUGGCCACGGCCGAGGAGAACGUCUGCUGUGAGGAGCUGUGUGGCAAAAUGGCUGCCCUAUUGGACAGGAAGGCCCUGAGGGUUCCGUCAACGUUGGAUGCGGUUGCUAACAUCCUCCUGGUCAUCGUUGAGAGUUCUGACUUCUCUCCCUACACUCCACAGUUUCAACAGAAGAUGAAAUCUCCCCACACCCCUCUGGCCUGGGUGCGUAAGAAAAGCAAAGCCCUUGGGAACCUGUCUACCUUCCAGACCCUGCUGGUCCAGGCCCUGGAGGUCUUUAAUGCUGUUGAGGCUCCUGAGACUGUCCCUGAAGGUACAGGCCUGGCCCUGGUCUCCAUCCUCUCUACCCUGUUCUCUAAUCUGUCCCUGGCUACAGCCAUCCAGGAGGCCCUGGCCUCUCUCACACAGCCCCUCACAGCCCUCUAUGAACAGCCUGGGAGGACUCCAAAUGAGCAGCCGAAAUCCACCUCAAAUCUUGGAGCAAAGCUGGAGAAGCUCCUGGUUGAUGUGUUGGGCUGCCUGCAGACAUGUUCAGCCCUGGCCUAUGAUGACGAGCUGCUGUCCCUGCUGUCCCCCCUGCUCUGUGUCCUGUUCCUCCACCGGCGAAAGCACGUCCGCUCCCUCGUCACACAGUUCUGGAACACAACCUUCGCUAACGCUUUGGUCCUCGUCUACCCAGAAGAACUCAAGCCAGUGUUGAGCCAGGUGAAGCAGAACACUCCUAUCCUCUUACCUGGCUUUCAGUCUGUUGAAGUUCCAGAUGAGCUCAGUGGACAGUACUCAAGUGAGAGCUCUCAGCUGGAGACCAAGCUGAGUGGAGUGCAGGUGACUCCUGGGGUGAAGAGAGACUCUCUACUGGCGAGGGCUGGAGAGAUGGACAGGAACUACAAGACAUCCAAGCCUGUCUCUAUGAAGCUCGACUUUGGCUCUCCCAAGCCGCCUCGUAGAGAGGAACUGGAGGAGCAGGCCUCUAUAGACUUUGUGUUCAUCCCCCCCGAGACCAAGGAGAGACUCCUCACCGAGCACCAGAAAGAGGUCAAGAGAACCAAAAGGGUUGACAUUCCUGCCAUGUACAACACCCUGGAUGCUUCCCUUGAUACCACGGUCUUCACCCAGUACACACAGAGUCAGGAGGAAUCACUGGACAAAUUGCCAGCAGACGAGCAAGCCGAAGAUGCUGAAAAGGAUGAGGUUAAAGCGGAGGUUCCAGAAGAAAACAUGGAAAUGGGGGAGGACGUUGCUAAUGACACCCAGGAAUAUAUCAGUCCAACCAAUGAGACAGCAGAAUCUGCAAAGGGAGAGGAGCCUGCUGAUGAGUUACUUCCUGAGUCUGCAGACAUUUCCAUGGAGGAGGAUGUCAAUGAAGAUGUUUCGUUGAAGGAAGACUCUGCCAUGGAGACUAGAGAGGGUACCAGCCCUGAUGUCUCUGGCGGCUCUGACAUGGUCUCAGGGACGCCUCAGAAAACCAACAGUCGUCGCCAGUCUUUCAUCACUCUGGAGAAGUAUGCUGAGGGGAAGCCUGCUAGUCCUGCCAGCGUGGUGACGUUUACAGGUCCCCUCACCAGGACCGCUAACAGCCAGGCGCAGGCGGCUUCCCCUCCGGAACCACCGGCAGGGGCCGGCCAGGCGCAGGCGGCUUCCUCUCCGGAACCACCGGCGGGGGCCGAUACGGACUCGCAGGCGGCUUCCUCUCCGGAACCACCGGCGGGGGCUGAUACGGACUCGCAGGCGGCUUCCCCUCCGGAACCACCGGCAGGGGCCGGCCAGGCGCAGGCGGCUUCCCCUCCGGAACCACCGGCAGGGGCCGGCCAGGCGCAGGCGGCUUCCCCUCCGGAACCACCGGCAGGGGCCGGCCAGGCGCAGGCGGCUUCCCCUCCGGAACCACCGGCAGGGGCCGGCCAGGCGCAGGCGGCUUCCUCUUCGGAACCACCGGCGGGGGCCGAUACGGACUCGCAGGCGGCUUCCCCUCCGGAACCACUGGCGGGGGCCGAUACGGACUCGCAGGCGGCUUCCCCUCCGGAACCACCGGCGGGGGCCGGCCAGGCGCAGGCGGCUUCCUCUCCGGAACCACCGGCGGGGGCCGAUACGGACUCGCAGGCGGCUUCCCCUCCGGAACCACCGGCAGGGGCCGGCCAGGCGCAGGCGGCUUCCUCUCCGGAACCACCGGCGGGGGCCGAUACGGACUCGCAGGAGACUGAACAAGCAAGAUGUAGAAGCUCCAAGAAUCAGUCUUCCAAAAAAGAGGGAGAGAAACCUGAACCUUCAGAAGACAAAAAGCAAUCUGAGGUUGAGAAACCAGCUGAGAAAAGAGCAAGUGAAACCGAUGAGGACGACGUCAUCCCAGACACCCAGACUCCGGUGGAAAUACUGAAGGAAGUUUUAGUUCCUGCAGUUGAAGAAGUAGUAAUGGGAAACAACAGUCAGAAAGAAGAGGAAUCUCAAGAUCUUCUGGAAGGUUCUCCCAGUUCCCAGGCCGAUCUGAGCCAAGAUGAACCAAGGCGGUCCGGACGGCGGAGGAGCAGGCCACUGAGACCAGGAGAAGAUGCAGAGGAAUGGGAAGAGAAAGACAAACGGAGGAAGUCUCAACCCAAAGAGGCAGAGUGUCAAAUGGAUUCACCGAAGACUGCGCCCUCUCCUGCCAGUCAAGCAGAUGGUCAGUCACAGGGUAGAGCCAGUAGAAGAAGUAAGCUGGCUGUUGACGUGGAGGACCGUGGAAAAGACAAGCUGAGAAAAAGAAGUCACAAGGAGGAGAGCGAGUCGAGCCAAUCAAAUUCACAGGUGGCCACGCCUUCACCUGCUGCUGAUAUCAACAGCCAAUCACAGGGUAGCAUGGUAUCAAGUAGGAUCCACAAAUCAGAGGAUCUGGUCAAAGACAAACAGAAGAGAGGUGUUGCAGAGGAGCUCAGUCAAAGUGACUCUCAAACAGACACCCCCUCUGCAUCUGAUAAUGAUAGCCAAUCACAGAGUAGAUGUAGUCAGAGGAGUAAGUUGGUUGUGGAAGUGGAGGAUGAUUGCAAGCAGAAACUAAGGAGUAUUUGGCCUCAGAAGGUGGAGAAGACGAGCCAAAUUGAUUCGCAUGUAGCCACAUCAUCUCAACAAGAGAGCCAGUCUCAGGGUAGUGCAAGCUGGAAGAGCAAACCGCUCAGUGAUUUGGAGGAGGUUGACUUUGUAGACGAGGUUGACAAGCAGGAUCCUACUGAGCACCAAAGUGAUUCUCAGAUUGCCACACCCUCUCCUGCUGAUCAAACAGGAGAUGGCCUAUCACAGGGUAGAUCUAGCAGGAGGAGUAAAUUGGUCACCGAGUCAGAAGAACAGGGUAAAGGCAAGCCAAAGAGGAGAGGCGGUACAGAGCUACUCAGCCAAAUUGACUCACAGACUACACCUUCAACCAUACCUUCAGCCACUCCAAUAGACAGCCAGUCGCAGGGUAGAGCAAGCAGGAGAAGCAAGGUUCCCAUUGAAGUGGCUGAGUCUGAGGUCAAAAGAAGCCCGCAUUUGGCCACUGAUUCAGCAGCAACACCAGAGAUGAGCCAGACUCAUUCUCAGGUUGGUCCUUCUGCCACCAGUCCAACAGACCGCCAGCUGAGGCCCAGAACCAGUAAAAGAAGCAAGAUGUUAAAGGAGAAGGUGAAAGCGAACAGCAGCCCUAACCCAACUCCUAAUAUGGAGACUGAGAACUCACAGGUGGCAGAUACAGAAUCCUCACAAGGAAGUGGAAGGACUACAAGGCGCAAUGCCUCCCACACCUUACUAGGCUCCAACGUGGAGAACUCUGAGUCGGAUUCUUCAAAGCCCAGGGAGAAUGUGCAGAAAGGCCGGAAGCCCCCGUCAGCUGGAGCGGUUCCAAGGCCACUAGUUACAGUUGGAUCAGCAGAGCCAGGGGCUGACCAAGAGAAAUCAAUGGAUAGUUCUGAAACUUCUCAAAAGUCAGACUCGCAAAACCCAUCAAGUGAGGCCUUAGAAGUCAAGAUUCCACAGGAUGUGGAGGAAGCCCUUAAAAUGGUCAACUCCCUUAAACCUGAAGUGGUAGUUCCACGUCUCCCUGUGAUAACUAAGAAAGAUAUGGGGCAGAGGGAGACAGACAUGGUAGAUAUGGAGGGGGGUGUGGUUGAGGCAGUUGACCCCGUUGUACCAGAGAAGGCUGAGAGUGAAAAUACUAAGCUUUCUUCUCAACAGACGGACUCUUCAGUAGAACCUGAUCUAGAACAUAUGAAGAGCCAGGAUGUGUGUAUGUCUCGACGGAAGAAGGAACGUGGACAUAAAUGUUCAAAAAGCAUAGCGAAUUUCAACACAGUCUCCUCUCAGGAGAGUGACCAUGGUGACCUAGAAUGUGACAGUCCAACACAGAUCCAAAGUAAGCUGCUCACUGACUCGGAGCAGGCCAACUCUCCCACGCCUUACACUGAAGGAAAUGCCAUAUCUGAAGAUGGAUUAAACAAACUAUAUACCCCUCCCAUUGCCAAUGGUUUCCCCACAGAUACUUCACCUACUGAGGCAACAGAGGAGAAACUGAGUCUUCAGGUCUCUGAGUCCUCAGAGAAGGUUUUAGAUGGGCCGAAGCCUGUGGCUGUCUCCAGUGAGGAGGAGCAGAUGGGAGAAGACGAGGAGAACAGACAUCCAGAGUCUGCUACCAAUGUUCUAGAGGAGGACCAACUGGAAGAUGUUGGCAUGUCUAUUGGGCAAGCCCAGCCAGGGUGUUCCAAAGCCUUAGAUGAGGAGCAACGGGAGGAGCAGUACACAUCUAUCAAAGAAGGACAGCCAGAGGCUGACAGCACCUCUACUGGAACCAGAGAAACCCACACUGAGCCUCAGGCGGACAACGUUCAAGAUAUCACUCCUCUCAAAGAGAGGGCAAAAACUGACAAUGUAUCUGGCCUCGAGGGUGAAGAAACCCAGAUGGACAAUAAUGACCUAGAUCUAUCUCCUUUAAACUCUUUUACCCUUGUGUCCUCUGACCUUCACGAAGCCCCAGUGCCUCUACAUCAACCAAGUACCUCUAAAGACAUGUUGUGCCAAGACUCCCCACCCAAGCAGAAGGAUGCUGUGAUGGGGCUGGAGGUGGUCCAUAGCCCCAGCAGUGGCAGGACCAGGGGGUUGUGGUCUCCCUUAGCUUCCCCCUCCACCUCUAUCCUGAAGAAGGGACAGAAAAGACCAAUAGAAGAGGAGAGUCCUUCGCCUUUCACCAAGUCUCGACGAGUAUCAUUUGCUGACCCAAUCCAACACCAGGAGCUGGCAGAUGACAUUGACCGUCGCAGCCCUGUCAUCCGAUCCAGCUCCCCAAGGAUCAAAACUACCAGCAGCAGCAUCCCUCAGGCCAAGUAUGUAACAACACCAACAAAGGGCUUACUGAUCCUCAGUCCACGCAAUCUCCGCAGCCCGGGAUACAAGAGCUCCAAGAAAUGCCUGAUCUCUGAGCUGGGCCAGGAGCCGAGGCCCAUCCCUAAGGACUGUGUGUACCCGGCCCUGGUCCGCUGUUCUACCCCUGUGGAAGCAGUGCUGCCUCAGAUCACCUCCAACAUGUGGCCUCGUGGCUUUGGCCAGCUUGUGCGAGCCCGGAAUAUCAAAACUGUCGGAGACCUCAGUGCUCUCACACCAAGUGAAAUCAAGAACCUUCCCAUUCGUUCCCCAAAGAUUUCUAAUGUGAAGAAAGCACUUAAAAUAUACCAUGAACAGCAGCAGAAGGGCCGUAGUGAUGAGCUGAAGAGUUUUGAGGAGAUGGAGAAGAUGACAUCUGAGCUGGAGGAGCCAACAUUUCCUCAGAACCAGGAAGAGGACAAGACUCCAGGAGAUGCCCUAGUCACAGAGUUGUUGGAUGAGCCAGUGUUCAAGGAGCACGAGGAACAUCCAGAGGAGAGACCGGACCAGAGGCCUGACCACCAGAAGACUGCUGAAGGGGGUCUGCUGUUGGAGGUGGAGUCUCUGGCAGCUCAUCUGAUGGGUGAGGGAUUGAGCCACUGCUCCUCUGACCAGCUGGUUCAGAUCCAUGAUCAGCUGGGAGGCAUGAUGAGGACUGUGGUGGUGCAGCUGCAGAGCAGAGUACUGGCUCAGAACAAGGACAGCAGACCCUGAUCCAAACACUAUACAGUCCCGGGGUUUGGAUUACAUAUUUUGGGAAUGCCCGACGUGAAGUCUCUUGAAGAUGCCUAUUGACAAUUGUGGGGGGUGGCAUAUUGGUGUUUGAUUUCUUACAGAGGUCUUGAUUUGUUUGUGGGUGCCCAGGCCCCCCAGCCCCCAUGGACUUCAAACCCCCCCAAUCAAGGUUUCCCCCCUCACACUGACUCUUAAAGAAAUAAAAUAUCUUAGAGUUAACCAAGUACUACACCACAAGUCCACCAGGAUCUGUUGGGAUUGUGUUUUUAAACUCCUGUUCCUUUUUCCUUGUCCUCUCCGAUGGCUGAGGGAGACAUUUUUAUAAAUGCUAAAAAGUGGUGGUGGUGAUUAGUUGUCAUGGCAACGGUGAAAGCAAAGCAUGGGCUCUGAUAGGCUUUGCCAGGAAGUGAUAUUUUAAGGAUACAUUGUGGUCAGGAGAACGUUGUGUACUUAAAUAAAGGUUUUAAUGAUGGAGGCUGUAUCACAGUGAGGUUCUUUGGAUGGAUGGGAAGUUUAGAAGUUGUAUACAGUAUGUGAGCAUAAGGCAAUGUAUUUCUGUUCUGAAUUCAUGAUUAAUGCCAGUACUGUGGCUGUCAUAGAUGGUCAGGCCACGACAUUACCUGCCUCCAGGGUAGUUUGUUUGUUUUGUCUAUUAAACAGCUCCCCAAAAAACUGA
Molecule: messenger RNA, 9253 nt
Organism: Salmo salar (Atlantic salmon)
Lineage: Eukaryota; Metazoa; Chordata; Actinopteri; Salmoniformes; Salmonidae
Product: telomere-associated protein RIF1
Biological process (GO): telomere maintenance
Cellular component (GO): nucleus; chromosome, telomeric repeat region
Source: RefSeq, a predicted model, not a curated record